This is a messenger RNA of Trichechus manatus latirostris (Florida manatee), 2348 nucleotides long. It is a transcript of the gene CNNM4, whose product is annotated as cyclin and CBS domain divalent metal cation transport mediator 4. The transcript is spliced from 7 exons. Gene Ontology annotation, cellular component: cytoplasm; plasma membrane. Gene Ontology annotation, biological process: magnesium ion transport; magnesium ion homeostasis; intracellular manganese ion homeostasis. The record is from RefSeq and is a predicted model, not a curated record. NCBI's taxonomy places the organism in Eukaryota, Metazoa, Chordata, Mammalia, Sirenia, Trichechidae. Gene Ontology annotation, molecular function: sodium ion transmembrane transporter activity; magnesium ion transmembrane transporter activity.
CGAGGGCGCCUCCUCCUGGUGGCGCUGGUGCUGCCGGUGCUGCUGUGGGCGCGGGGGGCCCGGGGCCAGGGCGACCCCCUGCAGGGCACGGUCCUGGGCAUGAGGCUGGCGAGCUGCAACAAGUCGUGUGGGAUGAACUCGGACGGCAUCAUCUUCGUGUCCGAGGGCAGCACCGUGAACCUGAGGCUGUACGGCCAGCGGCUGGGCGCCGUCUCCAGCAACCUGAUCUCCUUCACCGAGGUGGACGACUCCGAGACCUCCCGCAACUCCACCAGCUGCCCGGAGCUCACCAAGGACCUGGUGGUCCAGCAGCUGGUCAAUGUGAGCCGCGGGAACACGUCCGGGAUGCUGGUGGUGCUCACCAAGUUCCUGCGGAGGAGCGAGAACAUCAAGCUGUAUGCCCUGUGCACCCGCGCCGCGGUGGACCGGCCCUGGGAGAGGUGGACGGACAAAGACUCGCUGCUGUUCAUGGUGGAGGAGGCCGGGAGCUUCCUGCCCCUCUGGCUGCACAUCCUCCUCGUUAUGGUGCUGCUGGUGCUGUCGGGCAUGUUUUCUGGCCUUAACCUGGGCCUCAUGGCCCUGGACCCCAUGGAGCUGCGCAUAGUGCAGAACUGUGGCACUGACAAGGAGAAGCGCUAUGCCCGCAAGAUUGAGCCCAUCCGGCGCAAGGGCAACUACUUGCUCUGCUCGCUGCUCCUGGGAAACGUGCUGGUCAACACCUCCCUCACCAUCCUUUUAGACAACCUCAUUGGAUCUGGCCUCAUGGCGGUGGCCUCCUCCACUAUUGGCAUCGUCAUCUUUGGGGAGAUCGUGCCUCAGGCCCUGUGCUCCCGACAUGGGUUGGCCGUGGGUGCCAACACCAUCAGUCUCACCAAAUUUUUUAUGCUGCUCACUUUCCCACUCAGUUACCCCGUCAGCAAGCUCCUGGACUUCGUCCUGGGCCAGGAGAUUGGCACGGUUUACAACCGGGAGAAGCUGAUGGAGAUGCUGAAGGUGACGGAGCCCUACAAUGAUCUCGUGAAAGAGGAGCUCAACAUGAUCCAGGGUGCCCUGGAGUUACGGACCAAGACUGUGGAGGAUGUCAUGACCCAGCUCCAAGACUGCUUCAUGAUCCCCAGUGAUGCCAUCCUGAACUUCAACACUAUGUCAGAGAUUAUGGAAAGCGGCUAUACCCGCAUUCCUGUGUUUGAAGACGAGCAAUCCAAUAUUGUAGAUAUUCUCUAUGUAAAAGACUUGGCCUUCGUGGACCCUGAUGACUGCACCCCCCUCAAGACCAUCACCCGCUUCUACAACCACCCCGUCCACUUUGUCUUCCACGACACCAAGUUGGACGCUAUGCUGGAAGAGUUCAAGAAGGGGAAGUCCCACCUGGCCAUCGUGCAGAAGGUGAACAACGAGGGUGAGGGUGACCCGUUCUACGAGGUCCUGGGCCUGGUCACCCUGGAGGACGUCAUCGAGGAGAUCAUCAAGUCUGAGAUCCUGGACGAGUCGGAUAUGUACACUGACAACCGAAGCCGGAAACGGGUAUCCGAGAAGAACAAGCGGGAUUUCUCAGCCUUCAAGGAUGCUGACAAUGAGCUCAAAGUGAAAAUCUCACCUCAGCUGCUUCUGGCUGCUCAUCGCUUCCUGGCCACGGAGGUGCCCCUGUUUAACCCCUCUCUGAUAUCGGAGAAGAUCCUGCUGCGGCUGCUGAAGUACCCAGACAUCAUCCAGGAGCUCAAGUUUGACGAGCACGACAAGUACAACAGCCACCAUUACCUGUACACCCGAAAUAAGCCGGCUGACUACUUCAUCCUCAUCCUCCAGGGGAAGGUGGAAGUCGAGGCCGGCAAGGAGAACAUGAAGUUUGAGACGGGCGCCUUCUCCUACUACGGGAUCAUGGCACUGGCCUCAGCCCCCUCUGACCGCUCCCCGUCCUAUCCCCUCAGCCGCUCGGCCUCCCUCAGUUACCCGGACCGCACAGAUGUCACGAGCUCCUCUCCCAUAGCCGGCAGCAGCGUCCAGUUCGGCAGCUCCAUCCUGGCCCAGUACAUCUCUGACUUCAGUGUCCGAGCACUCAUGGACCUCCAGUACAUUAAGCCACAGUACUGGCCCCACCUCACCAGGUCUGAUGAGGUUCUGCCGCCUCCCAGCCCCUGCUCUCCGUGAACCUCUUCCUUUCUUCAUGCAGAUCACCCGGCAACAGUACCAGAACGGGCUUCUGGCCUCACGCAUGGAGAACUGCCCUCAGUUUCCCAUGGACGGGUGUGCCACCUACUCAGAGAACUUCUCCGAGAAGUCUGAGCUGCCUGUAGUGGACGAGACCACAACUCUCCUCAACGAACGUAACUCCUCGCUGCACAGAACCU